AUGGGCUGUACCCCAGCCACCCAGCAUGAACUGAAGCGUGACCAGCACCAGCCACAUCCCAGCCGCAGGUGCGGACGGACAAAUUCCCUCUUUGAGCUUUCUCUUCCAGCCCUCUGCAUUCCGGUAAUAGUAUCCACCGGAGGUUUUCGCAACAACCUUUUCGCCUCCCUACUACUCCGGACAGAUUAUGAUUGUUUCUACGCCUCGGUCUUUGAGGUGGAGCAGCCUGUGCUGAAAUCCCUGCCGUUGGCGGUUCAGCAGAAACAGAUCGUAGUCACCUGUAAUUAUGAGGCCCGCCGGCGCGGGUUGCGCAAGCUCCAGUUGAUCAAAGAGGCCAAACAGAUCUGCCCGGACGUCGUCAUUGUCUUAGGCGAAGAUCUGUCUAGAUUUCGCGAUGCAUCCAAGGAUCUAUUCCACUACAUUAGGUCCUUCGUCUGGGGGGAGAAGGUCGAAAGACUCGGCUUUGAUGAGGUAUGUAUUGCUAGUAUCGACUCUGCUACAGACUUGGGUUCAUUGUCAGAAAUGCCCGUUGAGAUGGUUCUCCACGGGUUCCUGGGCUGCACUGACGAGGACACAUCAGCCUGGCUUUACACUCGAUUGCUGGUGGCCUCGCACCUUGCAGGCUACCUUCGCGGUCAACUGGAGCAGCAGAAAGGGUACACUGCCACAGUGGGGAUCUCUACGUCCAAGCUUCUCGCCAAGCUCGCAGGCAGCACUCACAAACCGAACAACCAGACCACGCUACUUCCCCCGUAUACUACACCGACGCUGGCUGCGCCCAGUAAUGUGCUCGAUUUUCUUGAUGCGCACGAGAUCAGGAAGAUCCCUGGGAUCGGCUCCAAACUGACGCGGAAACUCAGUCACUAUCUCGCUGAUGGAGGCGCUCACUCAGCCCCAGCGGUGACCACCGACGACACCGCUGAUUCUAACAAGGUGACUGUGAGAGAUAUUCGAUUGUUGCCUGGCAUGGGCCCGUCCCUGCUCAGUCGGAUAUUAGGGGGCCCAGGGGCACCCCGAGAUAUCGGGGUGCGAGUCUGGGGACUGCUGCAUGGCGUAGACAAUACCGAGGUCGUCCAGGCAGGAGAUUUGCCCACGCAGAUAAGCAUUGAAGAUUCCUACGGUCGCCUGGACAGCCUUGACAGCGUCCGAAAAGAGCUAGUCUUGCUAACAGGGAGCUUACUUCGUCGGAUGCGGACGGAUCUGACAGAAAAGGACAGGGAGACUGACAGUAUAGCAGCAAACCAAUCUGCAAUGUCGAAAGUCCGAUGGCUUGCGCAUCCGCGAACCCUGCGGCUGUCCACACGGCCCCGGUCUGCCACCGACAGUGCACAAUCUUACCAUGGGGGGAGAAUCUCUCGCUCAGCGCCGCUGCCCGGAUAUGUCUUCCAUCUUGAUGAGAGUGUGGAUGCGCUGGCUGAACGAUUGGUACAAGAUCAGCUACUGUCCAUGUUCCGCAAGCUUCACCCGGAGAGGUCUGGGUGGAACCUGCGAUUGAUGAACGUCGCUGUGACAAACCUGGUAGAUGCAGCUGGAGAACGGAAGCAAAGCAGUGGACGCGAUAUUGGUAAGAUGUUUCAAACCCAAGGGUCACGGCGCAACGAUGCCUUGGCCGUUUCUGAGGCGGGGCACGUAUCUACGGGUAACAGCGGCACGAUGGUCGUCACCCCUCAGGAGCCCUUCCAUCCUGGAGACGCUGCAGCCAUGACUGAGAACGAAGUGGAGGAAGCUGCAUGGGAAGAGAGCGACGGAGAAGAUGGCAUGGCUUGUGUAGCAUGUGGCGUCUGCGGCGCCAUGAUUCCACAUUUCGCCCGAGACGCGCACGAAGCAUUUCAUUUGGUUUCAGACUGA
Aspergillus niger is the source of this 1848-nucleotide messenger RNA. RefSeq lists its product as uncharacterized. Gene Ontology annotation, biological process: translesion synthesis. The transcript has 4 exons. The record is from RefSeq and is a predicted model, not a curated record. Gene Ontology annotation, molecular function: damaged DNA binding; DNA-directed DNA polymerase activity. Bases 1 to 1848 code for a protein of 615 amino acids. NCBI's taxonomy places the organism in Eukaryota, Fungi, Ascomycota, Eurotiomycetes, Eurotiales, Aspergillaceae.